Planococcus citri (citrus mealybug) is the source of this 1688-nucleotide messenger RNA. Its product is annotated as esterase E4-like. The transcript has 10 exons. The record is from RefSeq and is a predicted model, not a curated record. Bases 39 to 1670 code for a protein of 543 amino acids. Lineage: Eukaryota; Metazoa; Arthropoda; Insecta; Hemiptera; Pseudococcidae. Gene Ontology annotation, molecular function: serine hydrolase activity.
UGUUUUCUGUCAUGACAUGAAAUUCAUACACUGGUGAAAUGGGAGACAAAUUUUAUAUAACUGUAAAUGAAGGUAAAAUCAAAGGUAUCAAGAAAACGUCGAUUUUUUCUGGUGUAGAAUACUACUCUUUUCUGGGAGUACCUUAUGCUCAACCUCCAGUAGGAAAUGCUCGUUUUAAAGAUCCUGUGAAAAUAAAACCAUGGACAACCACAUUCGACGCGACUGUAGAAAAACAAGGUUGCAGGCAGUUUUCUAUUCUAAAAAAAGGACUCGCAGGGUCUGAGGAUUGUUUAUACAAUAAUGUCCAUAUAACCAAGAUACCCAAUGAAAAUGAACCAUUGAAAGCUGUCAUGGUUAAUAUCCAUCCAGGGGGCUUUUUUCAUGGAUCUGCAGAUCCGAGUGAAUUUGGAUCACCUGACUUGGUCAUCCAUCAUGAUAUUGUGUACAUCUGCGUUAGCUAUCGAUUACAUAUCUUAGGAUUUUUAAACCUUGGUUUGAAAGAGUGCUCAGGCAAUCAAGGAUUGAAAGACAUAAUAAUCAGCCUUGAAUGGAUCAGAGACAACGCAAUCGCUUUUGGUGGCGAUCCUAAUAAUGUAACCAUCAUGGGAAGUAGCAGUGGAUCAGCUCUUGUAAAUACAUUAAUGAUUUCCCCACGAGCAAACGGUUUAUUUCAUAAAGCAGUCGUAAUGGGGAUGUAUGCAUUGAAUCCUGCCCUUAUUACUCUACACGAGAAUGCCUCGAUUGCUUUUGAAAUAGCUAAAUCGUUAGGAUACGAAGGAGCAGCCGAAGAAAGAAAAAAAUUACUAUCGUUCUUCAAAAAAAUUCCCAUCGAAGCAGUCAUAGUGUUGAGACCAGAAACAUUACUUCACAAAGUGAAAAUACCGAUGUUUCUUGCUUCGCCGUUUUUACCCACAUCAGACCCAUUAGGAGAGAAUCCCGUUUUACCUUUAUCGCUAAAUGAUUUAGUUCCUUCGACAGCCAGAAUACCAGUAAUGGUAGGAUUUUGUGAAAAAGAAGCAGCUAUGGCAUUUCUCAGGGUAUUUAAAAGUGCACUAGCAAGAAACUUUUACUCGACUGCAACGCAAAAUGUUUGGGGAUGGGGACGUGAUCUGAGAGACGAAGAUUUGAAACUAAUUAAAGAGCAAGCCGAAAAAUUCUACUUGAAUGGAGAACCCACUGAAAGAGCAGCAUUAUCAGACAGAUGUGAAAUUCAAACUGAUAUUGCUCUGUCUGAUGUGUAUGAUUCUCUCAUCAACAUCAUAGCUCGAGAUCUUCCUUCAUCAGCAUAUGUUUAUAGGUUCGAUUUUGAAGGCAGUAUUCCAACGAUAAAGGAAAAAAUAAUGUCUCGACUGGACGAACCUUUGAAGGGUACAGCUCAUGCGGAUGAUUAUAGUUAUUGGUCAUUCGUAAACCAUCUUCCGGGUAAAAUGGAUUACAAUAUGUUACCGAAAACUCGCGAAAUGGUUGAAAAAUUCACUAAAUUGUUAUGCACAUUUGCUAAAACAGGGAACCCUAAUUACGAAGGAUUGGACGUUGAGUGGAAACCUUCAAGCAUAGAAAAUCCGCAUUAUUUGAGCAUUAAUGAUCCUCUGACGUCAGUCGAAGGUAAACUGAAUGGAAAACGGAUGGAAUUUUGGGAAAAUCUUAAGAAACAAUUCACGAAUGAAUAAAAUGUUAUUUCUUAUCUA